AUGGCUCCCCACCAGCAACAGCCCUCGCCCGCUUCAGACGUUCAACCAACCCUCACCACUUCGUCUCUGAACGACAGCUACCUCGCUGAUGCGACGUCGCCGCUUGAACCGCCAUCAGGCCAGACGAUCCAGGUCCGAGACCUUGCCCAUAUUCAGAGUCUGGCGCGAGCCGACAUGAUCAACGGCAGCGGUAUCUUGAACGAUGCUCCAGCCCAGCAGGUCAAGUACGAGAUCAGCGGCAUGCCUAUCGGCGACAUUAUCGAGAUGGUGGCGGCACUGCUCACGAAAAUCACAACCACCAACGACCUGCAGCACGACGCCCUGCAGCGCAAUGCCGCGCACCAGCAGCAGGCCAACCAGAACGGUGAGGCUGGCAGUGGAACCCAGAUGAGCCCGCUCAGCACCUCGGUGCUUGCCUUUCACGGCAAGAACGUCCCCGCCAUUACAAUUCUGAGCUACCUGUCUCGCAUUCACAAGUACUGUCCGACAACGUACGAGGUCUUCCUCAGCCUCCUUGUCUACUUUGACCGUAUGACGGAGAGGGUGAACGAGAUGGUGGUCAAGAAUGAGGAGCAGCGACAGGCCAACCCUGAGCCUGCGCCCGCCGAAGCGUCCAAGUCGAUCGACGUAGACAUGGAGGAUGAUGCAGAGAGCGACGAGAGCGCCGAAACAGACUCGGAUCUCGCAGACGACGAUGACGGGGACGACGAGACCCCUUCGAGUGCGAAGCGGCGGGACAGUGAAAAGGGACCGAUCAUCACGGGCGCGGAUCCCGGACCGAACAUCGGGCCUGCCACUUAUUUUGUGGUUGACAGCUUCAACAUUCACAGGCUGAUCAUUGCUGGGGUGACUUGCGCAAGCAAGUUCUUCUCGGAUGUGUUCUACACAAACUCGAGAUACGCCAAGGACCUCGAGGCCUACGCCACCAUGCUUGUUGAGUUUUACGCUCGCGAGGUGGUGGUGCCACAGCAGUCGCGACCCGCAACAGCGGCCGCGGAUGACGCCUAG
Verticillium alfalfae VaMs.102 is the source of this 1008-nucleotide messenger RNA. Its product is annotated as PHO85 cyclin-7. The record is from RefSeq and is a predicted model, not a curated record. Lineage: Eukaryota; Fungi; Ascomycota; Sordariomycetes; Glomerellales; Plectosphaerellaceae. Gene Ontology annotation, cellular component: cyclin-dependent protein kinase holoenzyme complex; nucleus. Bases 1 to 1008 code for a protein of 335 amino acids. Gene Ontology annotation, molecular function: cyclin-dependent protein serine/threonine kinase regulator activity; protein kinase binding. Gene Ontology annotation, biological process: regulation of cyclin-dependent protein serine/threonine kinase activity. The transcript has 2 exons.